Molecule: messenger RNA, 3836 nt
Organism: Homalodisca vitripennis (glassy-winged sharpshooter)
Lineage: Eukaryota; Metazoa; Arthropoda; Insecta; Hemiptera; Cicadellidae
Gene: spdo
Exons: 3
Coding region: 286-1461 (391 amino acids)
Source: RefSeq, a predicted model, not a curated record
UCUCGACCGGCAGGACAUUACUGUAGAUCCGGGUUGUGUUGCUACUUUAGCUCGCAUAAAACAUUACAUUUGAUAAUUUUUAUUUAUUAUAACAACUUGUUACUUGGUCCGUAAAAUGUCUAAUUUAGAAUAUGAUUUAUUUUUUUUCAUUUGGAAGCGUACUUAAAAUAACUUAUAGCAGAAUAAAUAGUUUCAUAGGAGCUGUGGUCCUGUUUAAAAGGUGAAAUUUUGUUGUUGUAAAGGGUGAAAACAAAAGAGUGAAUUUGUUUUCAUUUGGACAUAAUAAUGAGUUCAAGGUCGUCCGGAUACAGUAACGCCGCGUACUGCACUAUGUACGAUAACGACGACCAGGAGAGUUGUUCUAUGUACCAGUGUGACAACGAAACGUUCGUGGAUGAUGUGUUUUAUGACCACGAACCCGAGAGAAGCCGGGAACCUCCACUGGGAGCCUCGGGAAGCUUCCGUUUCGUGGAAUCAAGGUCCAGCACGCCCAGCUCUACCCCGCGCAAACAGCAGCAGCGACGGCGCCAGCGUUCCUUCAGCGCGCCCAGGAAUCAGAACACGAUGAGCGUGUUAGCGCCGAUGAUCGCCCAGGCACGGUGCAACCAACAGACGCCAGGUAUUCGUCGUUCCAGAUCCGCCGUCUUCUGCAAGGAAAGCGAGGAUAGAAGGACGUCUCUGGGUGACGCUAGUGAUGCUAGGGACCUGUCAACCCAGAGAGGACACCCAACCAGAAGGACCAUUUCUGUCGGUCAACAACAAGGAUACCGUGUAUCUCCUGCGCGACCGUAUUGUGAACCACGACCUCGAGACACUUCCCUUUCGGUCUACGACCUUCGCUCCAUCAACUCUUCUUUCUGCCAGAAGCCUCGACAGUGUUUGAUUGCCGAGAGAAAGAGUUCCGCGAAUUUGGCCAUAAUUCCUCCCAACACCAGGCCCUUGCUGUCGCCCUCGCCUCUGGAGUCACCUACCAAGAAGGGCUCCUGGGCCGCUCUCCCGAGUCGUCCUACCAACAACACUCUCUGGCUAUCUGGGCUCUUCCUGCUCUUCACCAGCACUGUUAACUGCCUUCUGUGUUUCUACCUUCUAGCAAAGCUUGGUUUCCAGAAGGGGCGCCACUACUACAUAGAUUUAGCAGUGAUCUCUGGCUUCGCUCUCCUAGUGCUCGGAUUCGUUGGGAUGCGAAUGGGACGAUGGGAGUGGUUCCUCAAUCGUAACUAUCUAGCUGGAUACAUGGUGCUCAGCAUGUUGGACGUGUUGCUGUGUGCUGUGCUGGGUCUGCUGGCCAGUGAUUGGCGACCACCAGACUUACCCGAGAUCGUGGAGAUAGCAUCUGGUGCAGUUUGUGGUUUGUCAGCGCUCAUGCUGUUACUGGCGCUGUGUCUUGGUGCAUCCUCCUGCUGCCGCAAUCCUCCUCCAGACAAUAGAGUUGCACACAGUGUUCCGAGCUUCAUUGUCUAGUUCUGUAUAUAUAUGAUAGAUGUACUUAAACUUUUGAAGUUAUAAAAGUGAAUUAACACACCCUAUUUGACUAUACCACCCUUGAUUCGCUUGUUCUGAAGUUAGUAUCAUUGUUGUAUAUACUGUAAAUUAUUGGAUGUUUCCAUAAAGAUAGAUAUCUUGCAGUCGAAGUUGCAAAUAUUAUGUUAACUUUUUUAUGAAGUAAUUCCUUAAGAAAAAUAACCAAACAAGUAGUGAAAUAUUGAUUAAGUGAUGUAUAACAUGAUAUAAUACUUGUAAAUAGAAAUAAAUAAAAAACUCAUAUAUUUGACAGAACUUCAGGAAAUACUGAAAUAAAAAAUAUAGAUUACUUGACAAAACUAUUGCUCUUCUUAUUAAAAAAUGCUUAUCUUAACUAUGAUCAUAUUCAUCACUAAAUUUUAAAUAACAACAAUUUUUUUUAUCAUUAUGACUUUUGAUACUGUAUGUAAUUUCAAAGCUGGGCCAAUUAUUCUGGAGGCCAUGGCCAAGGGAGUACAGGAGGCAGGAUAACUUUUAAUUUUUAAAGAGACAAGAAAUCCAUUAAAACACUUUUAAAGUCUCCUUAGGUUUUAAUUUAAUGGAAAUUAUAAUUUUAUUAAUAAGGCUUUUAUUGUUAUUUAUUUGUAUGUAUCUUUAUAAUAUUAAUUUGUAAAUUUUAAAUGUAUGAUUUCCUACUAAACUGAUUAAUUUCAAAUCAGAUACAAAAAGUAAAAACUUAGAUUAUAAAGAGAGAACCAGAUGUAAGGAAUAGUUAAGAGUUAACAAAAGUGAUUAUGUACACUAAAGAUAUUAGAUUAUUUUGUUAGAUUUUACAAGGAAAUUGGGCAUCAUCAAAAUCUCGACCCAAGCGCUUGCAAACUCUAAAUACGGCUCUGUUUCAAGGAGAUAAUUUUAAUAUAAAAUUUGAGCUAAAAGAUUUGUAGAAAAAGAUAGCCAUUUCAAUUAUUUAUUUAGUUUAUGAAUCUAUUAUAUUUAAUAGUUUUAUAAAGAGUCUAUAAUGUCAUAGAUUUAAAAAUGUAUUUUGUUCCAAGAUGACAUAUUAAAAUCAUUGGCAGAACUACAUCUUGGCUUUGUAAGCCAUAGUCACAUUUUACAAUAAAUUACCCACUAUCAAAUUUGCAAAACAAGAACUUGCUCCUUUGUUUAGUUUAUAUUUUACAGUUUAAUCAGAAGUACAGUAUGGAUUCUUGAUGGAAUUAUUUAAGAGCCAGCUUUAAUGGUGACCAUCUUAAUUUUAGCCCAAUAAGAACAUGUUAAACCUCAAUUACAAUGUUAUUUUGUCGUAAAAUUAUGGGAGAUGUCUCAUUUUAAAGAUAUAAUCAAUAUGCAUCAAAAUAACUUUUUAAUUGUCUUAUAUUAAUCUUGUCAUGUAUGAAUAUUAUAAUUUGUUUUUCAAUAAAAAAAAUCUCAUAUUUUUAGUUCAAAUACUCAAAAAGUAUGUACUUUACAAGAAAAGCAAAAAAGCAUUUGAGAGGGUACCAAUCAUGUUUUAAAAAUGAGACAUAAACCAUGAUUCUAUGAUUAAAAGUAACAGCGUAAACGUAUUUGAGGUUUAACAUUGAUAUUAUGGAGUAAAACUCAAAGUUGUUUCACUACAGCUGGCUCUCUUAAUAAGAAAGUAAUCUGUAGCUAUUUAAUAUUGAUGUGAAUAAUUGCUCAAACAUGUUUAAACAGUUUGCGACAGACUGAGCUCAUUAUGAACUGUUCCACCAAUCAAUGUCAUUUAAUAAGCCUUUCCUAUGCCCUUGCCUAAGUACAAAGUCGGAAAAGGUUCAGAACCAUACUUUCACUGGCCACACUCUCAUUAAACCUGUCAUUACUUUUUUUAUCGCUGUUUGAACACAGAAAUACUCAGUAACUGAGGUUAAUAAUAAAAAUUACAAAAGCGAGAUCCUUAUCAAGUUUUUCUAUUUACACUUCGGCUAGUGUUGACUCGGCAUUGGAACAAGUAUGGUACAGUAAUAUGAUAGCCUAAAUAUUUUUGAAGUAGUUUUUAAAUUUUUAAAAUGUACCGUUGCUUCUGGAAUGUACAUUGUACUUUGAAAUUUCAGUCUCAUUCAAAAUCAUGUUGAACACUGUAACACCCAUAAUUAACAAUCUCCAUAACUGUAUGAUAUGGCAAUAAAGUGAAAAACUCUCAUUCAUAAUUAUGUUAUAAAAUUGGAGCUGAUUCAUUACAAAUAGUAUGUAGUUCUGCUACGAUUGAAAUGUUAACCAAAGAUUUAAAGACAUUAGUCAUUAAUUUAUAAUAUUUUAGCUAUUACUCUGUGAGUAAAUUGAUAAAUUGAUUUUAGAAAUAAAUGUCAGUGUAUUGUAACUAGUUUCUAUAUAGAAUAAAAUAUUGUUCUUAAUAA